AUGUUGUGGUCGGAUGGGGACACAUUCGAAAGUUAUCUCAAGGCUGUCGGAGAGCAUUGUCGAGCGAGGGUACCGGCAGACUGCGAGCAGGAUGGAGGGGAUUUGAGUGCGUGCGAGUUGGGUCCGGGGAUGCCGACGGGCUGGUGCAGCUGGUAUGAGUACAUGGAGAAAGUUUCGGAGCAAGACUUAGAGUUGAACGCGCGCAAGCUGCACGGAUGGCUGAAGCAAGGGGUCGACUUGAGGGUGUUACAGCUCGACGACGGAUAUGUCGAUCACUGGGGAGACUGGACCAAGAGCUCAAAGAAAUUCCCGGAGGGAGCGGGGAACGUCGCAAGCAUUGCCGGGAGAUAUGGCCUGGCAGGAGGACUCUGGAUUGCGCCGUGGGCUGCGGAUAAGGAUGCUCUUGUCGCAAAGGAACAUCCUGAAUGGGUUCUCAGAGCAGACUCAGCUGCCAACAGUGGAUUUACACACCCGGGAAAGUGGUUCUACGGACUAGAUGCUACUAAUCCUGAGUGUCGAGCGCACGUGAAGUCUUUCAUCCAAGAGUUCGUGCAGCAGCACGGCAUCAAGUUCCUGAAACUCGACUUCCUGCAUGCAGCAGCCCUCCCAGCGCUGCAUUUUGAUCCAGCGCUCACAAGAGCUCAGGUCUUUCAACUCGCCCUGCAGACUCUCCGUGAAGCCGUGGGCGAUGCUUUCUUCCUGGCUUGUAGCUGCCCAAUGGGUGCAGCAGUGGGAUGGGUCGACGCGAUGAGGGUAUCAGCAGACACAAACCUCUCUUGGAAGCCGGCUCAGUGGCCGAUCUGGUGGGACAAGACCAACUUGCCGUCGGGGAGGAACAUGAUGCGCAACUCGCUCGUCCGGCAUCCUAUGCAUGGCGUGUGGUGGAUGAACAAUCCUGACUGUCUGGUGCUCGCAAGGUGUUUCUCACUCUGCCUUCCAAGUGACCCCCAGUCAGUGAGUCUGCGGGCAGGAAUGACCGGGGGGCUUCUGUUUCUUUCCGACGAUCUGCUCUCCCUCCCCGUAGAGCGACUCCGCAUCCUUCAGUGUCUGUUUCCCCCGCUGCACUCCCAACCCAGGUCGCUCGUUCUACCCGCGCACGUCAUCUUCCAUGGUCAGAGCGAAUGCCCUGAGGUUCUAGUCAGCGAGGUCUGCUGGUCCUCUGCUGGGGGGUGA
Guillardia theta CCMP2712 is the source of this 1173-nucleotide messenger RNA. RefSeq lists its product as hypothetical. Bases 1 to 1173 code for a protein of 390 amino acids. Lineage: Eukaryota; Cryptophyceae; Pyrenomonadales; Geminigeraceae. Gene Ontology annotation, biological process: carbohydrate catabolic process. Gene Ontology annotation, molecular function: alpha-galactosidase activity. The transcript has 7 exons. The record is from RefSeq and is a predicted model, not a curated record.